This is a messenger RNA of Musca domestica (house fly), 3239 nucleotides long. RefSeq names its product protein krueppel-like. The record is from RefSeq and is a predicted model, not a curated record. The transcript has 2 exons. Bases 648 to 2234 code for a protein of 528 amino acids. Gene Ontology annotation, molecular function: RNA polymerase II cis-regulatory region sequence-specific DNA binding; DNA-binding transcription factor activity, RNA polymerase II-specific. Gene Ontology annotation, biological process: regulation of transcription by RNA polymerase II. Gene Ontology annotation, cellular component: nucleus. NCBI's taxonomy places the organism in Eukaryota, Metazoa, Arthropoda, Insecta, Diptera, Muscidae.
UUGUGAUUUGCUUCUUUAACAGAGAACAUCAUCAUCUAAGAAUUAACCAAACAACAAAAAACAACAUAACAUUAUAAAAUAAUACAACAAAACGCACACUCACACAGAAAAACAUAAAACAAAUUUUUAUAAUAACUAAGUUUAAUAAAAAAAAUAAAAUUUUCGAAAAAAGUGUAACGUAAUAUUUUAUAAACAACCAACAAAAAAGAAAAAUAAACCAAAGGAUAUUUUUACACCACUCACACACAUCAUCACUCAAGCAAAGGAUAUUUUACAAAAAAAGUGUAUAAAAUACAAGGAUUGCCUCCAGAGCAUAUCAUUUCUCAAGCAAACCUCAAGACGAAGACAUCUAAGAACAAAAAAAAGGAAGAAUAUUUUUUAGUGUCUUAAGAAAAAAAAAACACAAUCGGAUUUACGAAAAACCAAAAACGUGAAAUACCUCUCACAUAACCGAAAAAUACCUCAUUUUGUUUAAACAAAAAAGAAAAAUUGUGAACAACAUUUUUUUUAACAAAAAACUACAACAAAGUACAAAAAGACAAGGAUUUACCCAAGGAUUAUUUUGUGAACAACCCAAAAAAGAAAAUUUCGUGUUUUUGACACGAAAUUAAAAAUUCGCUAAAAAACCCCAAACACACACACAUAACAUGGCUAUAUCGCUGCUACAGGACGCACAAACAAGAACACUAGCCGCCGCUUUAGCUGGCAUGCAACAGCGCGAAGAAGUCGAUCGCUCACUAUCGCUAUCGCCUCCCAUGUCUGCCAACACCUCCGCCAACACAGCCAUGUAUCCUGGUCUCCAACAAGCUGCCGCAGCCUCUGCCUUUGGCAUGCUCUCACCCACACAAUUGCUGGCCGCCAAUCGCCAAGCAGCUGCCGCCUUUAUGGCCGCCCAAUUACCCAUGUCCACAUUGGCCUCCACCCUGUUCCCACAUCAUCCUGCCACACUCUUUGGGUCCUGGGCCGCUGGUAAUCCCGCCACUGCCGGUCUGGCUUUGGGCGCUCCUCACUCACCACCCGCCUCUCCUCACUCGCCCAUCAAUGUGAACACACCCAGCAGCGGCAAACAUUCACUGAGCAUGACCUCGCCCACAGCCUCCAUGCAAUGCGACAUGCCCGCCAAGAAGGCCCGCAAAAUCAAUGUCAAAAAGGAUUUGAUCUCGCCCAGCAUGGAAAUGUCCAUGAGUGUCAGCGAUAUGUACAAUAUGCCUGGUCCCAUUUCACCACCCUCAUCUGGUUCAUCGCCCAACAGCUCCUCCCAUGAUGUGUCCAGCCCUGCUGGUGCCGGUGCCAAGGAUGGUGCUUCCCGUGACAAGAGCUUCACCUGCAAAAUCUGCUCUCGGUCCUUUGGCUACAAACAUGUCUUGCAAAACCAUGAACGCACCCACACCGGCGAAAAGCCCUUCGAGUGCCCCGAAUGCCAUAAGCGUUUCACCCGUGAUCACCAUUUGAAGACCCAUAUGCGCCUGCACACCGGCGAGAAGCCCUAUCACUGCUCCCACUGUGAUCGCCAGUUUGUGCAGGUGGCCAACUUGCGUCGUCAUUUGCGUGUCCAUACCGGUGAGAAGCCCUACACCUGUGAAAUUUGCGAUGGAAAAUUCAGUGACAGCAAUCAAUUGAAGUCCCACAUGCUGGUGCACAAUGGCGAGAAGCCCUUCGAAUGCGAAAAGUGCCACAUGAAGUUCAGACGCCGCCACCAUUUGAUGAACCACAAAUGUGGUGUGCAAUCGCCCAUUACUCCAGCCCUGAGCCCAGCCAUGAGCGGUGACUACAACAUCAUGAACUGUGACCAGAAAUCUUUCUAUGGCUCCGAAGAAUCCAUGGAGGUCAGCAAGCCCUUGGUUAGCCAUUCGAUCAUGCACUUGGCCGGCAUUUCCCACAUGGAAGAAGAAGCUCCCUUGGAUUUGUCUGAGGAUGGCAGCCAAACCGAUGAAAUCGAGGCCAUGCGUUUCCGCAAGGCUAAUGAUAUUCGUCGUGUCUUCCGUUUGCCUCCUCCCCAGAUUAUGCAUGUGCCCAGCGAUAUGCCCGAACAAACCGAACCCGAGGACUUGAGCAUGCACUCGCCCCGCCAUCAAGUGGCCUCAAAUCCCUCCUCAGCUGCCCAGAGCCCCGAACCCAUGCUCAUGAUGCAAGAUGAUUUGGACUUGGAUGAAUUGGAUGAUGCUGCCACCAUGUAUAUGCGCCAACAGCAACAACAACACCAACAACAGCUCAAACAUGAACGCAUGGAAUAAGCAAGCGAUCCUCAUCCUCAUCUUUUACAACGAAGACAAUUCCAAGAAUUCUUAGUCAUGACGCAAAUCCCAAAGAUUGUAACCAAACUCGAAUUAGCAACUCCAGGCAUUCUCCAUCAAAUGGAAAUGUGCUCCGGGCAAAAUUUCUAAAAUUUUGUGCUGCCAAGCAAAAAUGAAAACGCAUGCUGCAUCCUGCACCCAAGACGCAUCAACUCAAACAGGUCUAAAACUAAAUGAAAUCCCCAAGUACAACUCGAAAAACAAAACAAAAAACAAUUUAUCCUAGAACGUAAGUUGAAACAAACAAACCAAAACCAAUCAAUUGCACAUAGAAAAAACAUUUAAAUUGUACAAAGAACAACAAAAACAAAAUUUGGUUUCUAACAAAACAGUGCCAUUUAUAUUUAAGUUCUAUUUUUAAGUUUAUCAUUUUUUUUAUUUUUUUAUUUUUUAUUUUUAUUAUUAUUUUAUAUUUGAACGUUGCCUCAAGAUUGUAUAUAUUCGAAACCAAUCAAAAAAGGAAAUGCAUUUGUAAAUAGCCAAACCCAAAUUUGAAUUGUACAUAAAACAAACAAAAUUAAUUUUCCUUUUUUCAAAAUUGCACAUAUGACAAAGAAAAUUAUUUUUUAUUAUUAAUUAUAUAUAUAUAUUUUUAUUACUUAUUAAUUAGUUGUUUAAGUUGUAGUGUGGUAAACAUUUAUUUUUAAAUCAAAAAAAUUCUUUAAGAAAUUUUUUUUCUUAACCAAUCAAAAUUAACUUUAAGUUUUAUUUUUUUGAAAAAUAUUUUGAAAAUUUGCAAAAAUAAUAAUUGUUUCUUUCUGAUUAUAAACUAAAAAAAAAGAAUUACAUUGUUUUUAUUAUUAUACUUAUUAUUGUUUUUUUGUAAAAGCAAAUUAGUUACAAUUGAUGAUUAACUAGGUGUGGAUUUUGAUGUGAGUAACAAUGGAAAAUAUGGAAAAAAAUACAAGAAUUUUAAAUAAAAAAUAAUAAUUGGAAAAUUAUUUG